AUGGCUGAACCCGAGGAGGAAACCGCCCAGACGGUGGUGAAAAUGUCGCUUGCGACGCCGCUUAUCUACGUUUUCGUGAUGCUUACGGCGUUUGCCACCUUCCUGAUCUUGUACAGGCGUCAUAGGCUCAAGAAGCUCGUUUCUGUAGAGCCCAUUUUCGGCAGAAACUAUCUGUUGGAGCUAUAUGAGAUUUUACGGGAGAAAUACCUCGAUAAGCUGUUGCCAAAGGACCAGAGACCACCAGAGAAGGUUGUCAAGGCGGCGCUUUUGAGAAGAGCAGUGGAGACUAUUAGAAGAACGUUGAAACUCAAAGAGAACGAGCCAGUGUUCAACAAAUUGUAUCAGGAAGGCUUGAUUGGUGAUGAUGUGUAUAAGCAGUUUGAGUUGCAGAACAAGGUGCAGCAGUUGGAGCUUAAAGAGAUCGUGGAAGAGGCCCAGCUGUUUCACAAAGAGUGGCCUCCGCUGUUUUUUCCCGUGGUUCAGGAGAUCUGCUACAAUGAGGCUUUGAGAAGACGAUUGCACGUCAUGGACGAGCGCUCUGAACUGUUGUGUGAGUUGUGGAACUACUACGUGGAAAAGUCGGAGCCACGCAGCAAGGAUGCGUCGCCAGCACCCGAGAAGAAGAAGAAAAAGAAGGCACAGGCGUAG
Molecule: messenger RNA, 648 nt
Organism: Candidozyma auris
Lineage: Eukaryota; Fungi; Ascomycota; Pichiomycetes; Serinales; Metschnikowiaceae
Product: Sec63 complex subunit SEC66
Exons: 1
Coding region: 1-648 (215 amino acids)
Biological process (GO): post-translational protein targeting to membrane, translocation
Cellular component (GO): Sec62/Sec63 complex
Source: RefSeq, a predicted model, not a curated record